AUGCCUCGAGGACAUCAGGCUAGACUUAGAUCGGCAAGGUCGUUCGCUAGGAGCCUGCUAAGACAACUGAGACCACAAAGGAGUGAGUCGGCAUCAGGUGACGGGGAACAAGAAAGACCAACAAGGAAACGAUACAAACACGCCGAUCGAUUCAAGAGCAGACGCAAGAAGAUACGUGACCUCGAGCAGGAAAUAGAGGGUGUCCCAACUCUGUUUGAACUCAAGGACAUUCUGUAUGACGAGAACAAAUCCAUCGAGUUCCUGCGAAAGAAAGGGGUAAUCAAUAUUCCAACCACGUGUGACAGAUGCAGCAGCCCCGUGGGCCAGGACUGGACGAGACACCAGGUGCGUUGUCAGAAGACGAACUGCAUGUACAGGCCCCCAGUCAAGUGUGAAUUGUGCCCGUGUGGAGAACUUCAACAGACAACGACUUCUUUGGGAGAUCAAGGUGUGCGGUGCACCGCAGAAGAAUGCGGAUGGGAGUGGAGCCCAGGCAAAUGCUGCACGCGAUCAUUCUUCCGGAACAGUGUUCUGGAACGAUGUCAUCUGCCAAAGAAUGAGGUUGUUCACCUCAUCUAUCUUUGGUUGAACAAAGCGACCAACACACAGGUUUGCCAGCAACUUGGCUGGAAUUCCGAGACAGCUGGGCGUUGGUUGAAGUAUUGCCGACAGCUUGUGACGGAGAUGAUAGUCACUCAGCCUCACGUGAACAACAUGAUUGGAGGGCACGAUGUCAUAGUGGAAAUCGAUGAGUCAAAAAUGGCACGGAGGAAGUACAAUCGAGGAAGACGAGUGAAGGGAAGUUGGGUCCUCGGAAUGGUGGAAAGAACAGCAGAGAGACGGAUGGUUCUUGUGGUGGUGGACUCUCGUGACAAGAAGACGCUUGAGCAUUCCAUCAAGACAUUUGUUCAUCCAGGAUCAACAAUUCACACGGACAUGUGGAAAGGGUAUAUCGGUUUGGAGAGAAUCGGGUAUACCCACAAAACGCUUUGUCACAAAUACGAGUUUGUUGCCGAGGACGGUACUCACACGCAGACAGUUGAGGGCAACUGGACUCCUCUAAAAAAGGCAAUUCCGGUUCAGUGCAGAGAAGGUGCCGACCUCCAGGACUAUUUGUUCGAGUACAUGUGGAGAAGGAAGAACCUGGGAAGACAGUGGGAAGCGAUGUGGCAAGGCCUGGCGAGGGUACGAUUGACACGGCGGGAACUCCAGGUGAUCUUGCAGGAACGAGAGAACAGUUGUGAGGACGACGACGACGACUACUGUCCAGUCCUCGACUCUAGAUUGGAUGCAGAGGAGGACGAGGCUGGUGACACACAGUGGGGCGACUUCGGGGAUGACACUUUCACUCCGGAUACGGAUGACGAGGGUGAGAACAACGGCAAUGGUGAAUCUACCGACGAGGACGUAGAACGAAUGACGGAAACGAUCGCAUACGAGGUGAUCAGUGAGCUGAUGGCGGGAGGCGCCAUUGACCGAUCCAUCUUCUUCGAUGAGCAGGGCAACCAGUUUGGUAUCAUAUGA
Molecule: messenger RNA, 1524 nt
Organism: Seminavis robusta
Lineage: Eukaryota; Bacillariophyta; Bacillariophyceae; Naviculales; Naviculaceae
Source: the annotation of a GenBank genome assembly